Messenger RNA from Prionailurus viverrinus (fishing cat), 348 nucleotides. RefSeq names its product late cornified envelope protein 1F-like. Bases 1 to 348 code for a protein of 115 amino acids. The transcript has a single exon. The record is from RefSeq and is a predicted model, not a curated record. Gene Ontology annotation, biological process: epidermis development. NCBI's taxonomy places the organism in Eukaryota, Metazoa, Chordata, Mammalia, Carnivora, Felidae.
AUGUCCUGCCAGCAGAACCAGCAGCAGUGCCAGCCCCCUCCCAAAUGCCCCCCCAAGUGUCCUGCCCCCAAGUGCCCCCCCAAGUGUCCCCCAAAGUGCCCUCCAGUCUCUUCCUGCUGUGGCUCCAGCUCUGGGGGUGGAGGCUGCUGUAGCUAUGGGGGCGGGAGCUGUUGUAGCUCUGGGGGUGGUGGCUGCUGUAGCUCUGGGGGUGGUGGCUGCUGUCUGAGCCACCACAGGAGACGCAGGUCCCACCGCCACAGGCACCAGAACUCUGACUGCUGCAGCCAGCCCUUGGGGGGCUCCAACUGCUGUGGAGGGAGCAGUCAGUCAUCUGGAGGCUGCUGCUGA